This is a messenger RNA of Oldenlandia corymbosa var. corymbosa, 1401 nucleotides long. NCBI's taxonomy places the organism in Eukaryota, Viridiplantae, Streptophyta, Magnoliopsida, Gentianales, Rubiaceae. The record is from the annotation of a GenBank genome assembly.
AUGGCAACCGACAACGAUUCACCACCACAACCACAAGAAGUACUCCCCAAAGCCACCGCCACCACCGGCUCAGAAACAUCCAAUAAACUCACCCUAAUCCCACUCAUAUUCCUCAUAUAUUUCGAAGUCGCUGGCGGGCCUUAUGGAGAAGAGCCGGUGGUAAAAGCAGCAGGGCCUUUAUUAGGCAUCCUUGGAUUCAUCAUCUUCCCAUUUAUUUGGAGCAUCCCAGAAGCCCUGAUCACAGCAGAGCUCUCCACCGCUUUUCCGGGCAAUGGCGGAUUUGUCAUCUGGGCUGAUCAAGCUUUUGGACCCUUUUGGGGAUCCCUCAUGGGAACUUGGAAAUUUCUAAGUGGUGUAAUUAACAUUGCUGCCUUUCCUGCUCUUUUUGUUGAUUACCUCAAAAAUCUCUUCCCUGUUUUCUCCUCUGGCGUUCUUAGAUACUUGGCAAUCUUAGUUUCAACUGUACUACUUUCUUUCCUAAAUUUCACUGGUGUAGCUAUAGUUGGUUAUGCAGCUGUAGCUCUUGGGAUGAUUUCUCUGGCCCCUUUUGUUGUAAUGUCUUUAAUAGCGAUCCCGAAAAUUCGAUUUCGUAGGUGGAUUGAUUUAGGCCAGAAAGAUGUCAAAAGGGAUUGGAAUUUGUACUUCAAUACUCUGUUUUGGAAUCUGAAUUUUUGGGAUAAUGUUAGUACUAUGGCAGGGGAAGUAGACAACCCUCAAAAGACUUUUCCUUUAGGACUUCUUUGUGCUGUGGUGUUUACUUGUUUCGGUUAUAUAAUCCCUCUUUUAGCUGCAAUUGGGGCUGUUUCUGUGGAUCAAAGAAAAUGGGAAGCGGGAUUUAUGGUGGAUGUUGCGGAAAUGAUUUCAGGAAAAUGGCUCAAAAUUUGGAUUGAAAUUGGGGCUUUUUUGUCAGGAAUUGGACUGUUUGAAGCUCAAUUGAGUAGCUGUGCGUAUCAGUUUGAGGGAAUGGCUGAUAUUGGUUUCUUGCCUGAGUUCUGUAAACUAAGGUCAAAAUGGUUUAAUACACCUUGGGUUGGAAUAGUUUUGUCAACUGCCAUUUCGCUUGCGGUUUCUUGUAUGAGCUACACAUCCAUCAUUUCUACUGCAAAUUUCUUGUACAGUUUGGGGAUGCUUUUGGAAUUUUCAUCAUUCCUUUGGUUAAGGUGGAAAUUUCCGGCUUUGAAACGGCCGUACCGGGUGCCGAUCCGUCUGCCGGGGAUGGUGAUUAUGUGCUUGAUUCCAUCGGGAUUCUUGGUGUUUAUUAUGGCUAUAGCUACUAAGACUGUGUAUCUGAUGAGCGGGUUGAUGACUGCUGGUGGAAUUGGAUGGUAUUUCUUUAUGAAGGUUUGCAAGUCUAAGAAAUGGUUCAAUUUUAGGGAUUGUUACAUUGAGGAAGACUCAUGA